This is a messenger RNA of Laccaria bicolor S238N-H82, 996 nucleotides long. RefSeq lists its product as uncharacterized. The coding region runs from base 1 to 996 and encodes 331 amino acids. Lineage: Eukaryota; Fungi; Basidiomycota; Agaricomycetes; Agaricales; Hydnangiaceae. Gene Ontology annotation, molecular function: translation initiation factor activity; protein binding; mRNA binding. The record is from RefSeq and is a predicted model, not a curated record. Gene Ontology annotation, cellular component: eukaryotic translation initiation factor 4F complex. The transcript has 3 exons.
AUGAAUAAGGUCCAGCAGGGCCAUGGAUCUGGCUUCAACAACUUCCAAGCUAACGCUCGGGAUGUGGGGCUGGGGCCCGUCGCACCUCUUCAGGUGUCUGCCAACCGUUGGGACAGGAAGUCGAUACAAGUCGAUCCUGACUCACCUGCAAUCGUGGAUCGCAAGGUCAAGGGUCUACUCAACAAGCUGACGAUGGAGAAGUUCGAUUCUAUCUCUGACCAAGUAAUCGCCUGGGCGAAUAAAUCGGAGAAAGAGAAGGACGGAAGGACUCUCAUUCAAGUUAUUCGACUUGUCUUCGAGAAGGCUACUGAUGAAGCUACCUGGUCGGAGAUGUACGCUCGCCUUUGCAGGAAAAUGAUGGAACAAAUCAGCUCCAAAGUUCAGGAUGACGGUAUCAAGGCCACAGACGGAAAGCCCAUCGCUGGUGGUCAACUAUUCCGAAAAUACUUGCUUAACAGAUGCCAAGAAGACUUUGAGCGCGCUUCACAGGAUGAAGCUGCAAAGGCCGCCAACGAGCAGAGCAAGGAAGGUGGAGCUGAGGAAGUCGCCCUAUAUUCUGAAGAAUACUACGCUGCACAGAAGGCCAAGCGACAAGGGCUCGGUCUGAUCAAGUUCAUUGGAGAACUCUUCAAACUACAGAUGUUGACUGAACGUAUCAUGCAUGAGUGUGUCAAGAAACUGCUCGGAAACGUCGAGAACCCCGAGGAGGAAGAGAUCGAAAGUUUGUGCAAAUUGCUGACCACUGUUGGCGCCAGUCUCGACACACCAAAGGCCCGAGCCCAUAUGGAUGUCUAUUUCUCUCGGAUGAAGGAGCUUACCAAGAGCCAGAAUGUCAGCUCACGGAUGCAGUUCAUGUUGCAGGAUAUCAUUGAGUUGCGAGAACGGAAGUGGAUCCUCCGUAACGCAGUUGCUGCACCAGCAACGAUUGCUCAGAUUCAUGAAACGGUGAGUCGUGAGAAGUAUAACAUGUGCAAACUCUCAUUCGGGUUUAAAUAG